UUUUCUCUCUAGGUUAGUGAGAAUUUUAGGUGAAUAGAGUGAAGAACAAGAAAAAAAAAUGGCUAAUCGAUGGUGGGAUGGAAAUACAGCAAUGAAUCCAAUGGUUUCAUCAAGUAACAAUCCAGAAGAAGAAGAAAAAUCAAACAAACUCCGCCCCGGAAAAGAGCAAGAGUUCAUGAAUACAACCACCAACAGUAGUGAAAACCCAAAUGAAAUGAGUCAGGAAGGAGAAGAAAAUAUACAAAGUCCCGAAGGUCUGUUCUCCUCUGGACCGCGUAGAGCUGGACGGCGACCCAGAGGAAGACCUAUGGGCUCAAAAAACAAGCCCAAACCACCAAUAGUGGUAACUAAAGAUACCCCAAAUUCCCUCAAAAGUCACGUUUUGGAAAUUAAAUCCGGAAGCGAUAUAAUAGAAAGCAUAGCCGCUUUCGCGAAUCGCCGCAGCUGCGGCGUAUCCGUUUUGAGCGGCAGCGGUAUUGUAACGAAUGUUACGUUACGCCAGCCGGCCGCGGUGACCGUGGCCGGGGGCGUAAUUACGCUUCACGGGAGGUUUGAGAUUUUGUCAUUAUCCGGCGCGUUUUUACCCGCGCCGAAUAGUCCAGUUGGAGCAACUGGACUAACUGUGUACUUGGCUGGUAGCCAAGGACAAGUUGUUGGUGGAAAUGUUGUGGGUGAAUUAAUAGCAUCUGGACCAGUUAUUGUAAUUGCUGCAUCUUUUACAAAUGCAACAUUUGAAAGGUUACCAAUAGUGGAUAAUGAUGAAGAAGAAGAGGAGAAUAAUGCAAAUGAAGGGAUGCAAAUGCAAUUACCUACAGCUUCAGGGGUUGGUAAUGUUAAUUCUGAUAAUUUGCAAGUUGAUCAUCCAUCUCCUUCUACUUCUAUGCCUAUGUACAAUUUAGCCACUAAUGUUUUGCCUAAUGACCAAAUGCACCAUGAAGUUUUUUGGACUCCUCCUCCUUCAAGGCCUACUCCAUAUAGUUAGUUAUUAGUUUAUCUUUUUUAAUUAGAAACUUUUAGAAUGUUGUUUACUAUUUGUGAAUUUUUUUCCUUUUAAUUAAGUUGUAGGUUAUGUUUGUAACUUUGAAUCCCUAGAAGUUUUAUCAAUUUGGUUUGUUCUAUAAGUUA
Molecule: messenger RNA, 1125 nt
Organism: Solanum verrucosum
Lineage: Eukaryota; Viridiplantae; Streptophyta; Magnoliopsida; Solanales; Solanaceae
Product: AT-hook motif nuclear-localized protein 15
Exons: 1
Coding region: 59-982 (307 amino acids)
Cellular component (GO): nucleus
Molecular function (GO): minor groove of adenine-thymine-rich DNA binding; DNA-binding transcription factor activity
Source: RefSeq, a predicted model, not a curated record